AUGACGUCACCGCCGGCGUCCGCCGAGUCACCUGACCGGGAGGGAAAAGAAGAAUAUAUUGCGACAUUCAAGGGAUCAGAAUACUUCUGCUAUGAUUUAUCUCAGAACCCUAUACAGAGCAGCAGUGAUGAAAUAACUCUGUCCUUUAAAAUGCUGCAGAGGAACGAACUGAUGCUUCACACAGGAAAAUCGGCCAAUUAUGUCAAUCUUGCACUGAAAAAUGGAGCUGUCUCCUUGGUCAUUAAUUUGGGCUCAGGGUCCUUUGAAGCGCUGGUGGAACCUGUGAAUGGGAAAUUUAAUGACAAUGCCUGGCAUGAUGUGAAAGUAACCAGGAAUCUGCGUCAGCACUCAGGCAUUGGACACGCUAUGGUGACAAUAUCAGUGGAUGGAAUUCUGACCACAACGGGAUACAUGCAAGAAGACUACACCAUGCUGGGCUCUGAUGACUUUUUCUAUGUUGGAGGCAGUCCUAGCACAGCAGACCUCCCAGGGUCACCAGUCAGUAACAACUUUAUGGGCUGUCUCAAAGAGGCACUUUCCUCUUUGGUGAAGUUACCGUCACAGCCGACAGGAAUGAGCAAAAAUCCCGGGCUGGUGAGUGAAAUGUUUCAGAAGUUCCGCAGCGGUAUCUGCAAGUGUGGGGGUGUGCUGGAAAGGCAGCAGGGUGUGAGCUACAGCAUGGAGAAAUCCAGAGCAGUACCGAAGAACAGCAGGGGCGGGGCAGCAGCGGCCCAGCUCCAAGCAGGGCAGGGAGAGGCGAAGUUCAGGACUCCCGGGGCACACGAGCAGAUGGUGAUAGGUCCCUCAGGGCUGAGCUCCAGCGGUGCUGGUGAAUUCUCCCUGCAGUAA
Melospiza melodia melodia is the source of this 849-nucleotide messenger RNA. Its product is annotated as neurexin-1-like. NCBI's taxonomy places the organism in Eukaryota, Metazoa, Chordata, Aves, Passeriformes, Passerellidae. The record is from RefSeq and is a predicted model, not a curated record. The coding region runs from base 1 to 849 and encodes 282 amino acids. The transcript is spliced from 5 exons.